This is a messenger RNA of Porites evermanni, 9990 nucleotides long. Lineage: Eukaryota; Metazoa; Cnidaria; Anthozoa; Scleractinia; Poritidae. The record is from the annotation of a GenBank genome assembly.
UGAACAGCCACACAUAGACAAAGGCUUCCGUGUUGCGGUUCACGUAAUUUUAAACUAGGUUUGUACGAUGUGACAGGUGGGAGAUUGUAAAUAGAGAAUCAUCUGCAUAAUGACGCUUUUAGCUUUUUGUACUCUAAUCGCUUUCACCUUUGUUUGUUUCUUUAGGCUUUUAACGACUUACCAACGAUCAUAACAGAGAAAAAGGAACCUGCGCCAAUUUACAGUAAAGAUGGUCUGAUUUCAAGUAAAAGCAGUAAGGUGGAACAUUUUUUAUUCCGGAGGAAAGAAAGGAGUUGCCUCAGAGGAGAAAUGCGCGAGGUAAGGUAAUUGUGUUUAAUUAUAGUUUAGACUCGAGCAAGCGAUGUUCAGUAGUUAAAAAAUUUGAUAAAUACACGUGGAUUUUAUUCACAGCUUCGUUUCAAACACUUGGAAGAUCAGUCAAUCAGUGUUUAACAGUUUAAUCAGGCAGUGAGUGUCAGGUAUUUUGCAGUUUCAAAUGAACCUCCGGAAAACGUUAUUUGAGAGGGAACACCACAUUUUCAAAUACUUCCUGUUAAUGUCGAAAAUUAAACAGAGGAAGCCUGACUUUCCUUUCUAUGACAGGUCAGGUAGGUAAAUCUAAACCACCAUGACUCCCAAAAGUGGUGGGCCAAAGUAAAAGAAAGACAUCCAUAAAAUCGAAAUUGAAUGGUCACACUAUAUAAAUUCAUUCCCGGACUAAAAAGUUACAACAGCAUGAAUAAUUCACGUUAGAUGUGAUAGGCCGGCCUAAAAGUACCGAAGAGGUCUCGUUUGAAUGGUCACACUAUAGUAUUUCGUACCUGGACUAAAAUUUUCGAACUGAAUCAUCGUUAGGUGUGAUAGGCCAUGCCAACAAACCAUUCGUUUUAGAGUAUGUUUUAUGUAUUUAGAAUACGAGAAGUUAUUAUCCCAUGAAUAUAAAUUAUCGAAACAAUUUUAGUAAUCAGUGCUUGUACUGCAUGAUUCUUUUGUUUCGUAUAAAACUAUUAUACUUAUUCACGGCAAGGGAUGAUGAUCUCGCCGUGGCUUAUAUAGCAUCUUAAUGAUUUGAUCUGAAGCCACCUUAGAUCUCAAUGAGGGCAUUUUCGUGAUACUUAGUUAUGUUCCACGGCUCCUUUUUAUUUCACGUUUCACUCCUCGAAAUUUAUUUCUUUAUUUCCCAUUUGUGAAUUUUUUUUAUCCACCGUUUUUUCGUUUUCUCUUCCUCAUAUUUUUUCAGUUUAUUUCGUCAGUUUAAGAUCUUUUUUCUCUUCUAACCCAGAAGUAACAUGCGAGUGUGUGAAGAAUUGGUUUUAAAAAGCGUUAUCGGUUGUGCCCUCUCUUAGUUUGACAAGUCCAAUAUCGAUGUUUUCCUAAGUCAAAUGCGUGCAUGAGGAAUAACCCAUUAUGCUUCUCUCUUUUACUAAUACAAGUAAACAAUUUUCAACUAAGUACACAGAGCCAUUUGUAUGGUGAUCACUUUACAACAACUGACAGAAUCCUUGGGUCCUUGGGUAUAUUACAGCUAUAUUAGCUUUUGUCAAUGGUGGAGUCUCGUAAUGUGGUUCUAACUUUUGAGCGUGUGGAUGAAAUCUUAAAGUGUGACCAUUCAAAUGAAAGCUACUGAGCAGUACUUUCCUGUGGUACUGUUUAUUAUGCCGCUGAACGUGGUGAUUCUAACUUUUGAGUCUUUAAAUGAAAUCCUAAAGUGUGACCAUUCAAAUGAAAUCUUUUUGGGAAUACUUUCACAUGGAACUAUCUGCUUUUAAAUUUUUUACAAAAUGAAAAUUAUAAUUUUUUGGGAAUUUGACUUUUGUUCACCUCUAGAGGUGAUAGGGCUCAAUGUCUCACUAGCAUUUUUAAAAUUUGAUAGAAAGGAAAUGAUUUCUUAUUGUUGAAACAAAUAUAACCAGCAUGAUAGCAUUAACAGCGGUGAUUAUUAAAUGUAGGUGUGUUUUAGCAACAGUGACGCAAACUCCAUGAAAACAUUUCCUUAAAACCACAACUCUUGAUUUACUAAAAUUAGUUUGAAAUUGUUCAUAUUUGUUCAAAAGACAUGUAUGGGUGAAUCAUUCAUAUGAAAGGCUUUCACACUCGCUGAAAGAAAGGAAAAAUUCUCCGUCAUGCCCUGGAGUUACUUUUUGUGAUCAUCAUUGAAAAUUGUUGUUAUGGAGAAGACACAUCAAAAUGAACGAAGCUUGUUGUUGGUAGUUUUCCUUUCUCUGAGCAAACUUCUUAAAAGGUUUGAGGGUUUUUUUGUGAGUAAACAAAUCAAGUUUAUUUGUUUAUACUUUAUAAUACUGGCAACAAACGACAAUCGUUUUCUAAAUUAGAAAUAUAGUACUCUAAGCAAGUGAUUUUCAACUGAUAUAUUCUUCUUUUUUCACUGAAUGUAAAAGACAUGUUAAACUUUUGGGAACUAACGAUAUUUAUUAUUUAAAACGCAAGGUUGUUUUCGACCUUCAUUCUAGAAACGAAUCAAAGAUCUAAAAAACUUCUGUUAUGCCAAGGGGACAUCACUUCAUAUCUCAGUUAUCAACGAGCAUAUCGCACCGUAACUCAAAACGAGCAUUACUAUGGAGAAGAAGAAGAAUGUUUUGCGGCAAAUGGAAAACGUGGGACGGAUUCAAGUAGAUAAUUUCUCAAAUUAAGAAAUGAGAAGAAAAAGCUGUGCAAAAUCACCCUUAUGGAUGAAACGACCAUAAAACCACUUAUUUCUUUGUAGGUGAUAAUGAACAGUAAACGACUCCAGUGAAGUAGAGAAAACUUGGUCACGUGGUACAAAUUGACGUUUCCGUUUUCCGUAAACGUGAUUCAAAAUCUCUCUAUUGUCAACUCAAGUUUACUUUUCCCCGCCGUUGGAAACGUUCACUUUAAAUAAGGUUUUAAAAAAAGGUCGAAAACGGCACGAAAGAUUAUCACUCAAGUGAUAAACGACUCGUAAGAACGCUUGGUCGCGUGGUUCGAAUUGACCCGUAAAAGUGUCUCAAAAUCUGUCCAUUGUCAACUCAAGUUUAUUUUUCCGCGCCAUUGGAAAGCGUUCACCUAAAACAAGGCAAAAACGUCACCAACGGCACAGCAGAUUAUCUCUCAGGUAAUUUCCGCUCUUCCAAAUGACGGAGGCCACACUGAGUUCAAAACCUCAGCCUCAGGUUUUAAGUUUUAAUCAUUUUUUGAAGCAGCUGCACUGAAAACACAAACGUCCUACUUGGCAGUUUUCAAUUGAAUAGUCGUGCGAGGAUUUUACUCAUAUACCGUACUCAGCUUUAGAACUACCUUCAGGGUGACCGCAAAACGGACUUAAGUAUAGUCAAACUCUGUGGGGGCCAUAGAAAGUGUCGGUAUCAACGGGUGUGCGCAUCAAGCGGGUUGAAUUCAGAGAAAAUCUAAGAGCUUUCUUUCCCCAGGGACAAAGCAAACUGUUCGUAAUAACGAGGUGUUCGUAUUAUACGGGUGUUCGUAAAGCGGAGUUCGCGACUGUACAAAAAGUGCCCAUCUGUCCGCAGGCGAGUUGAUCGUUCUGUGAUGGUUUUAGUGACGUCUCCGGUGAUUUAUACUGAGAAAAACCAUGACAAAGUGAAUUUAUUUGUUUUAAGGGGAAAGAGGAAAGGAAGUCGAAACUGGUAUCGCUCGACAGUGACAAGGAAAGUUGAAAAAUGUCUUCCAUAUUGGGUGAAAUAGAGAGUGAGAAAAAUUGUCCAUUUUUCAUAUAUGUGUUUGCUUUUUCUCCUAUUUUUCUCCUAAGAAACUGCCAAUACUUCUAAAUACAAAUAUAAGAGCUCUCUUUAGCGAUUUUUAUCGGUCAUUUAUUGGUUUUAAACCCGCUUUUUCUCUGUUUUCUAUAUAUAAACUGAUGUGACCGACAACUAGUGUAUCCCCAGUCAAUGAGAAUGAGGGACUGAUUUGCUUCUGAGUAAAUCAUAGUUUACCCUUUUAACCCUUAGAUCAAAAUUUGAAUUCUCAUUUGUUGCCCCUAUUCAUUUCCUACAGAAUUUGUGGGGAGAAGUUUAUAAAUAACAAGCAAAUUCACCCUGUGUGAUCAUGUCCGUAAUUGUCAUGGCCACUCUGUUUACAAAGCAUUGAUAUCACAAGCAGGAAUUUGAUGCUGAUCGCUUUUAGGGCUUAAAGGACCCAUGUGACAGGGAUACUGCUGUUUUCGGUCAAUUCUGUGCUAAAAACAUCACUAAGGGCUUUUUCCCCUUUCCAUCAUGUAGCCGUAAUAUUUUUUUGGUGAUUUCUGCAGCAUAGCAUUAAAAUUUAAAACAAGUUGGAGCCAGUUUUUUUCAAGAUUUAAUCGAUGUCCAUCCUUGCCGUCCUUUGCAACGGACAACGGAAAACAGUUUCAUUGCCUAAAUGAAGUCUUAAAUGAUAAAACUGGACCAUUAUUUUUGGAAUUCAGUUGGUGCGAAAAAAGUUUUGGCAUUUUGAAAAAGAUGGCAAAUAACAUGACAUAACCCUUAUAAUGAACAGUCAAGUAAACAAAAUAAACAGCAGGGUAUUCCACACAUGAAAAAAGUAAUUAAAUUAAUCUAGGAUUAGUUUGUUUUUAUUUUUGUCGAACUUUCACUCUUGCCCUAUAUCAAAACGGAAAACAUCCGUGAUUGUAAAGAGGCUGAAACUUUCCUGAACGUUUCUCAAAGGUUUGAGAUGGAAGGUUCCUCGCACCUUUCUGAAAUUUACACAGCUUCCUGUAGUUUUGUGUUCCGGUGUUUCAAAAGUUCAGUAUUCCAGUUUUCCGGUCACGUCUCUCUCUCUCACUCAGACAUGCGCAUUGCCCUUUAGGAACUUCAAUUCAAUGCUCCAAAAAACGUUUCCACAGUACUGAAAUAUCAAUUUUUCAAGUUCAGGAUCAUAGUAUGUUCAAAAAGGGUUAUUAAAUUUUGAAAAUAUCGUGAUUUUUCAGCUCCAAUAUGCUCAUGUUGACGCCACUGAAAUUUCAAUAAAUAUUGAAACAACAUUGUACAUGUUUUCUCAUGUGUUAAGGAAAGAAUAAAAGAAGCGAUUCAGAUGCUGUCGGGAAUAAAUCAAAAUACAGGUCGGAAUGCAUUUCCACUCAAGCAUAAUAGAUUGUCUGCUCUCGAACAAAUGCAAUUUAAAUUCCCCUCUUCAAUACGACAAUUAUUUCAGUGUGAAGAGGACUGUCAGGGACUGUCAAGCUUUCUUUUGUGGAAAUUAUCUGUUGUAACGAUCUAACGGAGCGGCCAAGUUUAAGAGUAACUGUACGUGAGUGAUUACUGUUCUCACUCGUUAAUUGUUUUUAAAUUAUCAUCUCUUUAAGACUAACUGAUCAAUGUGAUGUGCAUGCACAGCGAGCGGGUUAUUUAACACAUUUUUGACUAAGUCUUUUUAUUGAUGCUUUAUUUAACGCUGUGAAAAUGAACAUUUCGCGCACUGAUCUGAAUGAAAUUGUUCAUUAUUUUGUAUAAGGCAUCAAUGUUAUCAUCUUCCAUUUCACCCACAGAACAACUUGAAAAGAACAAUGGAAAUGGCCGGAUGGCAAUUUGACAACUGAUUACCUCAAGAAAAUGGCUUCCACGGGCUCGACAAUUCCCGAUAUAUCCAACAACACAUCUUCCAGGAAAUUGGGUCUUACUACACCAAAAAACCUUGAUGAUGAUGUUGAAAACUCUUCUCUAAAUCCAUUCGUCAUUGGAUUAAUCCUAGAAUCAGGUAUUCUAGCCGUGGUAUUUGGAAAUCUUUUGGUUCUUCUGUCUCUCCGGGUGCAAAAAUACUGGGCCAUUACCGAUAUCCUUCUCCUGUCGUUAUCCACUGCUGAUUUCGUUGGCGGAUCUUUUCCUCUUCAAAUUGUAAUUUUCAUGAAUUAUUUCCUCCAACAGAACUGGACAGAAUUUCUUUGCGGUUUCUUCAUUGUUAUGGUGCACACUCUUCGUUUCGCUUCCGCGGGUACUGUUAUACUUAUUACAAUAGAGCGUACAUUAAUGAUUCUAUGGCCUUUAAAAUAUCAUACAAACAUCACGAUUUCGCGAAUCAAGAAAGCUGUUUUGUUUAAUUGGCUCAUGGCUGUGUUCUUUGCAAGUCUCCCCUUCAUGGGAGUUGGAAAAUCUGGCUUCGAAGACGGGAAAUGUUUUUAUCACUUAUCAGACUUGGGCAGAACAUACGCGAUAUUAAUUGUAUCCACGUCAUUCGUGCUUUUAGCAAUAGUAUUAAUAUGCUGGAUUGCUAUCAAGUUGUCAAGUACGAGGUUUAUACGAAGACAGACAACAAUGGACACGAAAAAUAAACGCGCGGGAAACGAUGUGUCCCGAGGGUCGAUUCCCGAAGAGUACUGUGAGCGCUCGAGGGAAAGACGCAAAAGGAACCCUUCUGGUGUGCGCGAAAUCCGAAGACUCUCUCGAAUGAUGGCUGUAGUGGUGUUCCUCUACUUCAUCAGCUGGCUUCCAAUCCUGGUGAGUUUUGGUGUCUAGUUUUGUUUUUGAAUGAAGGAUUUUCUAUUCAAAACAAUACCCUGCUAUGAUCUGGUAGAGUUAUAUACCCUGUAGAUAUUGUGAAGUUUUAAUUCUUGUUGAAUAUUUUUACCAGUACUCGAACUCGUCUUAAUUAGGAUUAUCAAUAGGCUGCUCUCCCAUAAAACAUCUGUAUUGUUAUUUUAGGAAAGUACUCUCCCAUGUUCCCCUCCUGGGGGCUGAGAGAAACUCAUUGAUGAGGCCUGGAUGACAAGGGGUGAAAGACUGUGAGAAUAGGGGGAUGGAGGGGAUGGGAGGGGGACCGGAGGUGGAAGUUCUAAAAGGGUGAAAAGCGGAAUAGAUAGGAGGAAAUCGGGGGGGUACUUUCUUAAGGGAGGCUAAUGGGGAUGUGCCGCUGGAUGGGGUCGCAUUUUCACGACUGGUCGUAUUUUCAAAAGAGUUACCAGGAUGGGGUCUCACAUUUCCAGAUUUUUUGGGGUAAGACAGAUCUUCAUAUUUACGAUUAGCAAACGUACCAGAAUGUUUAUACUGUAGAUAAAAAGUAAAAGUAAAGUGUUCUUCAUUCAAUCUACGUGAAAUGGGCCAAUUUAUGAAAUGACUAAGUUGGGUUGCGAAAAUUACAUAUUUGCCCAAAAGUGACUAAGAUGGGGUCUAUAAUUGGCCACAGAAUAGACUAUAAUGGGGUAGGGGCUCUGAGAGGUCAGCGGCACAUACCCAGCAAAAAUUAACCCAAGUAACCCUUCCGGCAUCCUCGGAGACCCAGGGGCAGAUAGUGGGGACGAGGGAAAGUCUAAACGGACGGAAAAAUGUGGCACGAAGAAAAGUAGAGAACGGCGUUCUUUACUUUUCUUCGUUCCAUAUAUAUUUUUCUGCCCGUUUAGACUUUCCCUCUCCCCCUUUAUCUGCCCCUGGGUCUCCGAGGAUGCCCUUCCGGGGAGGAAAUUAUGCAGCAAUGCUUGAUGUUUCGCAAUCAAACAAGCGCUAAAGAGAAGUUAAGAAUAAGGGGGCGAGAGCCGGGAAUGAAAAGUACGGGAAGUCGGAGGUUUGGACUCCUGUUCCCCCACCCAAAAAGAAACUUUGUUGGAAGUCAUUUUUUCCCCUAGUUGGGUUUCCAGCUCAGUAAAUACAGCAGAGAUUGAAUCAAACAAGAACGCUAAACUUUCUUUUCAGAUAAGUAACAUAGUUAACCUGGUAACAGAGAAGAGGUCCAGUAAACUGGUGGUACUUCUCACAGGAAUGGUAUCUCUUAUCUACGCUCUGGCCAACCCCAUCAUUUAUGGUACAAUGAGCAUGCGCUAUAGGUGGGCUUACAAGCGAGUCUUUGGUGCGGCGUGCAGUAUAUGUGGAUGUACACAAAGACCAAGAUCUCUGAGCGCUUCGUCAAAUUUAAGUAAGUAUAAAAGAAGUUUUCUUCUUCUAAUUUUGCUGUCUUUUAUGUCCGACCACCUCUCGUAAGCGACCACCGAAAAUAUUUAACAAGAAUUUCCUCACCCUCGUACCCAGCGUCUUCGUUCCCCUUGACUAGAGCAUGCGCAUUAAGGGACGAAGACUCGAGGUGCGAGAAUGGAAUUUCCUUAGAAAGCAUUUGCUUUAGAGGGGAAAUAUGUGAAUGUAUUACAUCGACAACAAUUUCCGUUGAUGCGAAACAGGAGUAGUAGCCCAACUUAACUGACAAGUAUUAGUAAAGUCGGAUGAAAUAUUUUUUCGAUUCACGUCUGAAUGUUGAAAAAUGUCACUCGGCGUCCGUCAUAACAUGAGUCGGGACGAUGGAAUAGACCUAUUCCACUAACUCAAUGUUGUACCCAAUUCAGAUCUCCCGGGGUUAAGAUUCUUUGUGUAUUGUAUUUGCAUUAUAAUGUGGCAUUCACAUUUAAGUGAUACGGAAAUUCCUGAAACAAAACGUUUUAUGCCCAAAGGGUUUGAAUUGGUUACAACAUUAAGUUAGCCGAAUAGGUCUAUUGGGCCUUUGAGAUCUAGAAAAAUGUCACCAAGGCCCUAAUUCACCACUUUAGAAACGAGAGGGGAACUGGAACCGAAAAGUGUCCGGCAAUUGUUUAGUUCCCUGGCCUUCUCGAUGCAGAUUGCACAAUGGACCAUUUAGCGAAUCAGACUGGGCCGGUGUAGUGUCGAAUUGCAUUAUGGGAGUGUUUGAUGGCUUGAGCCCAUGUAAAUGGGAUAGCGUACCUUAUUCUUACUAAUUUUCGCGAGUAUUAAAUUUCGCGAUUUUUUUAAAAUCGCGAAAUUUAAUACCAUUUUCGAAACCAAACAGUGAGAAUUUUGUUCUUAGUCCGGGUUUUUUUUGUACUUUGCACAUUAACUGAACAUCUCAAGUUGCAUUUUAAGCACUGAACUGUAUGAUAUACAUUGCAUAGAUAGCAUACAACACAGCAAGCAGUUAUGUUUUCUCUUCUUAAAGGUUCUAUAUAAGGCAGUUAUAAGUUUACCAUCUUGCUUUGAAACACGUAUGUUUUAUUGAUUUGUGACAAGUGCCCUCUGCUCAGGAUUUACGAAAAUUAAACGAAGACAAAAUCGUGAAAUUUAGUACGCUUUUCCCUAGUUUUUUGGCAAUCCCGAAAAUUAGUACUCGAGAAAUCCGGCUCCUAGUUACUCGCGAAAUUAAGUACUCGCGAAAGUACCCAUAACAGUCCUAUAAUGCAAUUUGAGAUCACCGACCCAAGUCUAAUGCAUUACCUCAUGCGUCUAAUAAUGCUAUUGUUCCAUUGCGAUUUAAGGUAUGUCCCGUUCACGGGCUCUAACAGUUUCACAGUUAUUCAGUGACCUAGCGUCCAAAGAAACCGCCGCCAAAGAAGGGAAUCAUGGGAGACAAAACACUGCGUAUGAGCAAGCAGAAGACGCCGUUUAUGGAAAAAGUAAUGAUGUUACCGUAAGCUCAGAUGAUCUCUCCGGUGGAACCAGGGGUAUGGUUAGCUGCUAAGCCCUUGAAGCGAAACACACGUCUUUCCUUAAACGAAAGGCAGAACAGUAUAUCUCGAAGUCGGACAUCCUCGUAUGUGGAGUCGUGUCAGAUAAAAUUAAGCCAGUAACCUACUGCCAUUGAUUCAAAUUUAUGGCGUCCUUGCAAACUUCACAUUCAGUAAUUCUUAUGAGGGUAAAAAAAGAAACUCCAAAAUUAUAAGGGGAAUGGGUACAAGCUUUCGGCACAACGAAUUCUGGGAUCAUUUGGGUGGACGAACGUUAAUUGUGAUUGGUUAAUGGUAACCUUGAGAUUCAUCGACCAAUCAUAGCUAAGCUUGUCUACCCAAACGAUCCCGGAAAUCACUGCACCAAAAGGCUAUGCCCAUUCUCCCUAUAGUUUCUCAGACGGGGAUUAAGACCCAUCUAGCAUGGCGAUCAUUUCCAGGUACUUCUACGAAGUACCAUUGUUUGUUUGAUGAAUCAUGUUUUACGUGGUUCUUUUAAGUAAGUUUACUCUAAACCUGCCUUAGCACUGGUGUGAGAAACCUAAAGCCUUUGGAAUUAAAACGAAUACUUGUUUACACUGAGAAUCUCGUGUUUCUGUCCAAAAUUUAUUACGAGUUACAUCAUUAUUAAGGCCGGUCUACCA